Adineta steineri is the source of this 477-nucleotide messenger RNA. NCBI's taxonomy places the organism in Eukaryota, Metazoa, Rotifera, Eurotatoria, Adinetida, Adinetidae. The record is from the annotation of a GenBank genome assembly.
AUGCUCAAAACAAUUUCAUAUAUUAAUCAACUUAUGCUACUUGCAAUUUCCAUAUGUCAUGUCCUUUUAUUUGCUGUUUACCACGAUCAAUGUCCAGCAUCACCUUAUUUAUCAACUACAUUAGGUAUAACUGGUAUAAUAGGUAUUAUUUUAAGUACAAUGGCUUUAAUAAUCCAUCGUUAUGAUGCUUAUGAUGGACCAAAUAAAUGGAAUCUAUUUUUAACAUUUUUUUUAUUGAUCUAUUUAAUUAUAUCUAGAAUUAUUAUAAGUAUCAUGGCAUUUCGUCUUGCAUCUCGAAUACCACCAGAAAUUCAUUGUGCUGUUAUAUUAUAUUGGGCAUCAACAUUAUUAAUCCUGAUUUCUUAUAGUAUGAUUAUAAUUAAUUUUUGUCUUCUAAUUAAAAUGAUUCUAUUACACAAAAGACAUCAAUAUUAUCGUAAAUCUAUUGAUAUAAGAAUUGCUAUGGCGCAAUCUUAA